UUACACUGAAUUAUAGUUGAAAUGACACAUAGUUGGGAUUUCAUUGAUGUUUUCUGUCUACAAUGGCCUCUUUAAUUUAAUUUGUGGUUGAUGGAUGGAUAUUUAGGACUACAAGUUCCUUGCCGACAGUUUUACUGAAUUCGAAGUCGACUCUGCAUAAUUCACAGGCGCCAUUUUGGAGCGGGUGUUGACUUUUAGGUCCAUUUUUGUCAUCUUAAACUGGUCGCCAUUGCGGAUAUUAUUGCUUUCUAUAUCCAUUUGGGGACGUCGUGAAGGUCAGAUAUGAACCUCAGCGAUCCAGCGCAAUCUCCAUCUUUGCACCAGCAUGAAACCAAUGAAAGAGGCUGCUGGAGAGGAGUUCAAGUGGUCCGAGCUCCUCAUGCCACUCCUGGAGCCCAUAGAGGGGAUUUAUGGCGACCUGGACUACCAUCAGUGCCAUUCACAACCCCCUCCAUCCAUCGACCCAGACGACCUGCCUCUGUUCACCUCCUUGACAGAAAAUGACAUAGGCUACCUGGGCAACCAUAUAACUUAUUCACCACCCUCCACAUCCAUCGACUUGGACGACCUGCCACUGGCCAACGUGUCGUCAGGGAGCCAGGACAGCGACUGGAGCGACUGCUCCAACCAGGCAGACACUGUGUUGAGCAGAUGUCCUCAGCAGCGCCUUGUAGAACAGCCAGACGAUACAAUGCUGACUCAUCAAGAACAGCCAAAGAUACUGCCAGACUGGACAACGCUGACUCAUACAGAAAUACCUGGCUUCACAAACGUCUCCACAUCAAACAGAAAAAGGAAACGUGAUGUCCAGGAGAACGGAGAUAAGGCCUACAUUAAAAAGCCACCAAACGCCUUCAUGUUGUUCAGGAAGGAGCAGAGGCUGAAGGUGAUGGCUCAGUUCAAUAUCAGUGGCUGUGCUGAGGCCAAUAAAGUCCUGGGUCACAUGUGGAGGUCGCUCUCUGAGCAGGAGCAGGAAAAGUAUUACCGCCUAGCUGAUGCAGAAAAGGUUAUACACAGCCAGUUGUACCCAAACUGGUCCUGCACAGAAAACUAUGGCAGAAAGAGGAAGCAGAGGGCAGGUUUAAACAAAGAAAAUACACCAAUUCACAACUUUUUCCCCAUGAACCGUUACAACGAUAUCCCGUCAUGUGACUUGUACCGUAUGCUAUACGGUCGAGAACAUUUGGCAGUGAGCAGUAAAAUUGUAACUGUGUAUUUCCUUAAGUCUAGUUUAGGGAGCAGCGCCUUGUAG
Messenger RNA from Doryrhamphus excisus (bluestripe pipefish), 1252 nucleotides. The record is from RefSeq and is a predicted model, not a curated record. NCBI's taxonomy places the organism in Eukaryota, Metazoa, Chordata, Actinopteri, Syngnathiformes, Syngnathidae.